AUGACAUAUUGUCAACCUCUGUCUGUCUCUUUUACUUAUACGUCGUUCGUUGGUGAUGAGCGUAAUGAGACCUUUAGGCUUAUUUUGUUGAAACCAUUGGAGACGUAUACACUUACCUGAAUGGUUGUAACCAUAAUUUAGUUGACAGAAAGUUUUGAUGGAAACAUCGAAUCCACGAUGGAAAUCCAAAGCGUUAAAGAAAUAUCGAGAAUCAUUGGAAUCACUAAGCAAAAAGUGAUCAACCAAGCAAUGGAAUAUUUGCGGCUUUUGAAAACAAAAACCAAUUUUCGAACAAAAAAUGAGCUUUCAAAAAUUGUGAUAUGUCUGGACAUAUCUGCAACGAAAUCGGAUGAAAGAGUCAAUCUCGACAAGGGACGCCAGCUGAUUAAGUAUGGGGAAAUCAAAUAUCGCAACGAGAAAAAUACAAUUCUCCACAUCCUGGACCUAAUGCAACCACCAAACAUUAAAGGCAUUUGCAUUGCCUUGGAAUUGUCGCGAAUCAAGGAUGUUGAAAAGAAUGCACGGCUAUUUAUGGACAAAUUGAAGAAAAGUAAAUUGAACCUGUUGGGCGAAUUCGGUCAUCCCCAGAACGUUUGUAUGGCUGUCUAUCACUCCUGCAAAUUGCUGGCGAUCAAGGUCAACGAACGAAAAUUGAUCACUCUAAGCCGACUGCAACGGAAGCAAUGGACACAGUUGAAAAUGAUUUGGCAGCCAUGGCUAAAUGAUCACCCGUGGUCAUCAGGUUCAACAACAGAUUCCAAAGUUACUGCGAAAAAUAAAUCCAAGAACGUUACACUGGCACGAACCGAUGACCAGCAAAAACGUCCCACUCGUGUUAUCGAGAAUGAUGCUACCGAAAGCUAUGACGUGUGGAAGAAAAGAAUACUUGCCAAAGCGUAUGCAGAUUUGGCGCUUUCGAAGAAGAAGCCCAGACGUCGCAUCAAAAAUGCCAAAAAGUAGUCGUUUUCGUUGUAAUGUAAAUUGAGCGAGCAAAUCAGCUGUUAAUAAAAGCAACCGUUUGAUGAUACUCUGA
Molecule: messenger RNA, 1033 nt
Organism: Bradysia coprophila
Lineage: Eukaryota; Metazoa; Arthropoda; Insecta; Diptera; Sciaridae
Product: origin recognition complex subunit 6-like
Biological process (GO): DNA replication; DNA replication initiation
Cellular component (GO): nuclear origin of replication recognition complex
Molecular function (GO): DNA binding
Source: RefSeq, a predicted model, not a curated record